AUGGUCGCGUUAAAGGGCCGUCUGGCCAAGUUCAACGUCGCCAACCGGCUGGAGAAGAAGGCUCUUCUCAACACCGUCUGCCUCGUGGCCGGCAUCUCCAUCUUCUUCUUUGGCUACGACCAAGGCCUCAUGGGUGGCGUGAACACGGCGCGUAACUAUGUCGAGCUCAUGGGAUUCGGACACUGGGACGAGGAGGCUGGCCUCGUCGUCAUUGACAACCCCGUCGAGCAGGGCUGGAUCAACGCCUGCUACUAUCUGCCCGGGACACUGGUCGGCUGCCUGGUGGGUGGAUGGCUGGGAGACCGGUACGGACGCACGACGACGAUCGGCUGGGCGUGUAUUUGGGGUAUCGCCACGGCUGCUCUGCAGUCAGCAGCUCAGAGCUCGGAGAUGAUGAUUGUUGCCCGUGUUCUCAACGGUCUGGGUACAGGAGUCCUCAACGCGGUGACACCCGUCUGGGCUACCGAGACGGCAUCACACACCUCCCGCGGCCAGUUUGUCGCGUCCGAGUUCACGCUCAACAUCUUUGGCGUCGUGGUCGCCUACUGGCUGCAGUUUGGCCUGUCCAAGAUGCCCAACCAGCACUCAUCCUUCAUCUGGCGCUUCCCCAUUGCCUUCCAGAUCCUGCCCCUGAUCGUGCUCUUGAUCGUCAUCUGGUUCAUGCCCGAGUCCCCCCGCUGGCUCGUGCGCGUAGGCCGCGCCGACGAGGCCCGCUUCAUCCUCCAGCGCCUCCGUGGCGGCGAGGGCGAGGAGGGCGAGGCCGCCGAGAGCGAGCUGCAGGACAUUAUCAACAUUCGCGACUUGGAGGAGGAGACGUCCCAGCAGCAGAGCUACCUGGCCAUGUUCUUCGGCAUCGGCUCCGGCAAGCUGCACACAGGACGCCGCGUCCAGCUCGUCAUCUGGCUCCAGAUCUUCCAGGAAUGGGUCGGCAUCGCUGGCAUCACCAUAUACGGGCCCACCAUCUUCACCAUUGCCGGCAUCAGCCCCGAGGAUCGCCUCUGGGUCAGCGGGCUCAACAACAUCACGUACAUGUUCGCCACCCUCAUCUGCGUCUUCACCCUCGACAGGAUCGGUCGUCGCUGGACACUGUACUGGGGCGCCGCCGGCCAGGCGGUCAGCAUGUUUGCGGCGGGUGGCCUCGCGCGUACCACCAUCAACGCGGCCGAGGGCAACAAGGCUGGCGUCGGCGGCGCAGCGACCUUUUUCGUCUUUCUCUACACCGCCAUCUUCGGCGCCACCUGGCUCACGGUGCCGUGGCUCUACCCGGCCGAGAUCUUCCCUCUGCAGGUCCGCGCCAAGGGCAACGCCUGGGGCGUCGUGGGCUGGUCGAUCGGCAAUGGCUGGUGUGUGCUUCUCCUGCCGACCAUUUUCGACGCCCUGAACGAGAAGACACUCUACAUCUUUGGUGCGGUCAACAUCGCCUGCAUCGUCAUUGUGUGGGCACUCUACCCAGAGUCUAACCAGCGUACUCUGGAGGAGAUGGACUUGGUCUUUGCCUGUGACAGCAUUUGGACUUGGGAUGCCGAGAGAAAUUUCCGCAAGAUCAAGGAGGAGAACCCGGAUCUUGUCAUGGCCGCCAAGGCAGGACAGCCAGUUGUUGACUUGGAGGGUCGCAGGGUUAGUCAUGUGAGCAAGAGGGGCGUUGGGUCCGAGUGA
Emericellopsis cladophorae is the source of this 1656-nucleotide messenger RNA. Its product is annotated as Sugar transporter-like protein. Gene Ontology annotation, molecular function: carbohydrate:proton symporter activity. Lineage: Eukaryota; Fungi; Ascomycota; Sordariomycetes; Hypocreales; Bionectriaceae. The transcript has 2 exons. Gene Ontology annotation, cellular component: membrane. The coding region runs from base 1 to 1656 and encodes 551 amino acids. The record is from RefSeq and is a predicted model, not a curated record. Gene Ontology annotation, biological process: carbohydrate transport; transmembrane transport.